This is a messenger RNA of Sardina pilchardus (European sardine), 2424 nucleotides long. Its product is annotated as zinc finger protein 436-like. The transcript has 3 exons. The record is from RefSeq and is a predicted model, not a curated record. NCBI's taxonomy places the organism in Eukaryota, Metazoa, Chordata, Actinopteri, Clupeiformes, Clupeidae. The coding region runs from base 66 to 1682 and encodes 538 amino acids.
UGGUCCUAUCUUAAGUCGCAAGCAGGGAAAUGUACACGCAGUCCACCCCGAGAUAACGUUAGUAGAUGUUGGUUCAAAACAUUGUCCAAAACUCCAGAUUCAGACACAAACGCCAAAUCGACAGACCGAAGUUGACGAUGCAGAGAACCAGAGGAGGAAGGGUACGGCUAACAAACUCUUCUUGGGAUCAUCUUUGCUCUGCUAGCUACAUGGAUCUUGCACGUCCAUUUAGUUCCGGCUGUGCUGAAACGCACCAGUUUGGCCUGAGAGUGAUCGUGAAAGAAGAGGAUAUAAAAGAGGAGGAAUAUGAUCACAUGAUUACAUGUCCAGAUGAAGAAGAAAAGCCCUUUGUAGAGUUUCACUGUAAAACUGAAACAGACGACACAGACUCACUAAGGUUUUCUUACAAUGAAAUGCUACAGACAAUAGUGAAGGAAGAAGAGGUGAAGAAAGAAGAAGUGAAGAAAGAGGAGGAAGAAGAGGAGGAGGAGGAGAAGGAAGAAGAGGAGGUGCAGCAUGACGAGCCCGGCUGUCUGCUGGAAAGUGUAUCAGAACACCCACAUACCACACGACAGAAGAUCCACGGACAGAAUGAUGACCUCAGCCUGCAACUCAAAGGAAGGCUGCACCACUGCACCGUCUGCAGGAAGAGCUUCACAGCCCUGAGAGAAGCCGAGAAGCAUCGGCAGACACACACUUUCGGCAGAACAGAGCUGAGCACGGACAAAAAGACUCACGACUCUGGAGAGACAUGUUCAGCGUCCACUUCUCGACCUACAAGCCUGACACGGGACAUGCCAGCACACACUGGGGACAAGCGGCCUCACGAAUGUGUCCAGUGUGGAAAAACCUUUAGAAGGUUAGAAAGUCUUCGACGUCAUCAUAUGUUAAUUCACGUGAGAAAGAAGCCCCAUACAUGUGAUCAGUGUGGGAAAGGGUUUAUAGAACGCUCGGAUUUGAAGGCCCACAUGCUGGUAGGCCUUCACACGGGGGAGAAGCCUCACAAAUGUGUCCAGUGUGGAAAAGCUUUUGACAGGUCUACAGAUCUCAAACGCCACAUGCUCAUACACACUGGAGAGAAGCCUCAUAAAUGUGUCCAGUGUGCGAGAGCCUUUUUACGAUUUUCAAGCCUUACAUGUCACAUGCUAACACACACUCGACAGAAACAGCCUCAUAAAUGUGUCCAUUGUAGAAAAGAGUUUUUGCAAAUUUCAGCUCUUAAAACCCACAUGAAAAUGCACACUGGAGAGCAGCUAUAUACAUGUGUCCAGUGUGGAAAAUCUUUUAGAAGGCUGGCAAAUCUUCAACGUCAUAUGUUUAUUCACAAAGGAAAGAAACCUCAUACAUGUGAACAGUGUGGAAAAGGGUUUUCACACGUUUCAGAUUUUAGGGCCCACAUGCUAGGAGGCGUCCACACGGGAGAGAAUCCUCAUAAAUGUGUCCAGUGUGGAAAAGCAUUUGAAAGGUCCACAGAUCUCAAACGCCACAUGCUCAUACACACUAGAGAGAAGCCUCAUAAAUGUGUUCAGUGUGCGAGAGGUUUUUCACAAAUUUCAAAUCUUAAAAAACACAUUCUAGUUCACACUGGAGAGAGGCCUCAUCAGUGUUCCAAGUGUGGAAAAGAAUUCAAACGUUCCUCGAAUCUUCAAAAGCACAUGAUGGUACACGCUGAUGAGAAAUAAAGAAGCCACAGAGAUGUGUGAAAAAGCACCGUUGGUUCCUCGUCUCUAGAAAUGGCAGAUGCUGCUGUUACACUGGACGUUGACUUCAUGAACGUUCUCUGUGCACAAUCGCAGAGACUUUCUAAUGGGGAGACACAGCACUCAAAAGGCCCUCCAAAGGCCAAAAGGUGUUGGGUUGGAUCGUGAGGCCAAUAUGGCGGUUGUCUACCCAUACCCCUGUUGCCUGUAAGGACUGUGAUGUGAUGGGUGAAAAAGCGUUGAUAGUUCCUCGUCUCUAGAAAGGUGUUGGGUUGGAUCGUGAGGCCAAUAUUACCCAAAAUGACCCCAAAUGACCCAAAAUGACCCGGGUCAGACUCCCUGUGGCUCGUGCCCCUUCAGGCCCCCAUUGGAACAGGUGUAGAGCAGCCAGAUGGAGUUGUGUUACCGCGGCACCCUAUUGAAACUCCUUUGAAAGGUAAAACUCUCACACCUCGGGGUAAGACAAUAUCUCACUCUGAGGUGAAACACUUGCAAAUGAAAAAUCUUUACUUUCACUGCUGUGAAAGUGGAAACUUGACAAUGAUCUUUUCUAUGAAAUCUUUAUAUUUUCAUAUAACUGCAAAAAGUUGGAUUCAAUUUGGUAAUUUUUAUUAUCAUAUCUUUUUUUCUGUUUAGCCUCAUUGUUUGUAGCAAGAUCGCCUUGUCUGUACAAAGAUGUGAUCUUGAGUGUUUUCAAUAAAAUAUACUGCUGCUUUACAUUCAA